UGUCGAGUGGCAAUGCGUCCAGCGUAUCCAGUGUGUAUGGCAGGUGUCUCGUCCGUCUCAGUAGUAUGCAACCGUAAUAAUGGUCAUGGAUUAAUUCGCCGUGUACCGAUAUGUAGAUUGAAGAUGCGAAAGGAAAACUUUGAAUAGUAGGCCGGGUGAUUUUAUGAUUAGCUGUUGUAUUUGCGGAGAUAUUAAUUUGCUCCCUAGUCAAAGUUGCCAUGCUUGGGCAAUUUAGGAAGGAAUAUGUGGCUUUAAAUUUGCCUAAUACAAUUGUGGAUGCAAAUAGUAAUCGAGGAUGGUCAAAGAGAAGUUUAUGGCGGUGGUGGAACCAACUGUCAAGAUUUCAGCGGAGUGUAGUCUACAUACUUAUAUUAGCAGCAUGUUUUGCAGCAUUGUACUUCCUUCCUGCGACUCAUCCCAGUUGGAAUCCAAGCAAUGGCAAAUUAAAUAUAGCCUUAGAUAGAAACCACGUAACACCUCCACUCUCAUUACUUUCUCCUAAAAAGGCACAACCUCCUGAUAAUUCAUUGGAUAAAGAGCAGCCUGCGAAGGAGGCCCAUAUAAAUAAUAAUACUCAGAAGAAGCAGCCCAUGCUAGAUAAAGAAGAUUUAGUCUUAAGUGGCGAAACAGCAAAUAAUAAUAAUGUGGGUCAGGUUCAUUCUCCACCAAGGGAUGGAGUGAAAUUUUCAGGCUCUACGAAUGAAAGACAGGCUGCAGUUGUGGCAGCUUUUAGGCAUGCCUGGAAGGGUUACAAGAAAUAUGCUUGGGGACAUGAUCAUUUGAAACCUAUUACUGGCACUUUUCAUGAUUGGUUCAAUCUUGGACUCACUAUUGUAGAUGCUCUUGAUACUAUUUACAUAAUGGGACUUAAAGAAGAGUUUGCAGAAGCAAGAGAGUGGGUUGCUAAUAGUCUCCACUUUGAUGGGAAUCGAGAUGUGAAUCUGUUUGAAGUAACGAUCCGAGUACUGGGCAGUUUAUUGAGUUCAUAUCACCUUUCGGGAGACAGAAUGUUUCUUGACAAAGCAGUAGAUUUGGGAACACGGUUGCUUCCCUGUUUUGAUUCUGAUUCUGGAGUACCAUAUUCUGAUGUAAACCUUGCUACUCGUAAAGCCCACUCACCAAAGUGGAGUCCAGAUAGCAGCACAUCAGAGGUCACAACAAUCCAGUUAGAGUUUCGUGAUCUCAGUCGUUGCACAGGAGAUCCAAAGUUUGAAGAUUCAGCAGCCAAAGUAUCAUUACAUGUCCAUGGACUGGAAAAGUCUGAAGGUCUUGUUCCCAUUUUCAUCAAUGCCAACACAGGGCAUUUCCGCUCUUAUUCAACAAUUACUCUGGGUGCCCGAGGUGACAGUUACUAUGAAUAUCUAUUAAAGCAGUGGAUACAGACUGGACAAACCAUAGAUUAUUUAAGAGAUGACUUCGUAGAAGCUAUCUCAGGAGUUAUGAAACAUCUAACAAGAAGAACAGCUCAGAAUAAAUAUUUAUUUAUUGGAGAACUUCUGGCUGGAGGAAGGGACUUCAAACCAAAAAUGGAUCAUUUAACUUGUUACUUACCUGGUACUCUUGCACUGGGGGUGCACAAUGGCUUGCCACAAGAACACAUGCAACUUGCUGAAGAACUUAUGACCACAUGUUACCAGAUGUAUGCUCAACAGCCAACAUUUCUAGCACCAGAGAUUACAUACUUCAAUAUCCAGGAAAGAACAACUGGUGAUAUGUCUGUUAAAACUAAUGAUGCUCAUAACCUACUGAGACCUGAAUUUGUUGAAAGUCUGUGGUAUAUGUACCAAAUCACUGGGAACAAAACAUACCAAGACUGGGGAUGGCAGAUCUUCCAGGCAUUUGAGAAGUAUGCAAAAGUUGUGAAUGGUUAUACAUCUAUUGGCAAUGUUCGUAAUCCUGUAAACACCCGUCCACGGGACAUGAUGGAAUCUUUCUUCUUGAGCGAAACACUCAAGUACUUGUACCUGUUGUUCAGUGAUGAUCCACACAUACUCAGCCUUGAUAAAUAUGUACUCAAUUCAGAAGCUCAUCCGCUUCCUAUAUAUGAUACUUGAUUCUAGGUUGGUUUAGAAUUGUGUCAAAGGUAAGCCACCCACUUUAUUAAUUUUAAUAUUUGUAAUGUUUGAGCAAUAUUAAUUGAACUUAAGUCAUGCCAAAAGAACUGACAGUGAUAUAUUGAAAGACUCUUUGAUAUACAUUUUUAUAUUUAUAAUCAGAAUAAAAUAUAUUGUGAUACAGUUGUCAUCGCUUUCUGAAAAAAAAUAAAAAGUAAGAUUGCAGGCUGUAAAUAUGUAAAGGAAAGGGUAACUUGGAAUUGUGUUAAGUUCUGAAGUUAGUUCAGUACAAAGGCUAUGGACUUAUGUCCUCUAGUGUUAUCUCUGGGAAUGCAAUUGAGUCAAGAUCACAAAGCAUCUCCUAUGGAUGAGUCAUGUAUACCAUAUAUUGAUUGGUUAUAAUGGCAUAUGAAAGUCACAAACUUCUCAUUUUAAGUGGUAGAAUGUCCAGUGGUAUAAACUGCUUUAAGAAUGCCACAAAGCACUGUUCAUCUGCAUUUUGGUUGAGAGGUAAGGGCAACUGUGAUACAUAAAUUAUACAAAUUAUAUAUAUAUAUAUAGUUUUAGUUCUGAGUCUUAUUAUAUUGAGAAAAUCAUGAGUUGAUUCUUCUCUGCAGUUUCUGUUUUCAGUUGCUUCUAUCUGUUGCACAGAUUACCAUUAAUUUUCUUCACAAGACUGAUGAGUGUAUAGUCUAGUUCUAAGUUACAAAAGCGUGUACCCGCCCAAGAUGGUAUUACAGAAGCAGUAUUUCACAAAUUCCUGCCUCAUUACAUGGACCAAGAUCAAAGUUCGCUUGAAUAUUUGGAAGUUUUGCAUCUGUAAUUUUAUUUUGUUCUUUAAUACAUGUGUGUAAUAUUUAUUGAAAUGUCAUGUGUGUCUUGCCCUAUUUAACUUGUCUCUAAGCACUGACACACAUCAGAAAUCAUCAAGAUUGUCAUUUUAGAAUGUAUACAUUAUUAAAAUAUUUUAGAGACUGAUUAUAACAUAGGCUUUGACAAACAUUAUCAUCAUCAUCUGUUCAGUGACUGAAUACAUAUUCUGAAAUAUGAAAUUUGAGGUUUUCAUGCUAGUGAAAAUUUGAGACUGUGUUCUGAGUUAUAAUGCACUGUAGUCAUGCAAGUGGUUACUAGUGUUUUGGAGGAACCAACUGUCUCAAUCUUCAAAGCAGGAAAAUGGAGGUAACCACCCACAGGAGUACACAGCAUCAUAACCUAGAGAAACAGCCUUGAUGAACUUGAGGUUUGCUACCUCUACUCUUAAUUCUGCUUUAAUUUUCUUUUAAUCUUUCCUCCAGACGUUUUAUAAUCUUUGAUCAAGAUGAUGGUAAAUAUUGAUGGGAGUGUUUUAAGAAUGUAAUUAUAUUUGUGGCGUCUAAAGUAAGAAUCAUAACAUGUUUAUAAACAAGAACAGAGAAUUAGUUUUAUUGCUACCUUUCCCAAAUACAACUUGAUCCUUAUAUGUAUAUAAAGAUAUCACAGAUCUUACAUUAACAAGAGUAUUUCUGUUAAGUGCACAUUUUAAUUUCUGUAUAUUGAAUCAAUAGUAAUAGUGAUAGAGAAUUUGUAUGCAUGUAUGUAUGGGUGAGAGAAGGAUAAGGUAGUGUAUUCCUUCAAAUUGGUGAAAUAUAUGCAGUUUUCCUUUUGUUUUACA
Messenger RNA from Cryptotermes secundus, 3705 nucleotides. RefSeq names its product endoplasmic reticulum mannosyl-oligosaccharide 1,2-alpha-mannosidase (gene alpha-Man-Ib). Gene Ontology annotation, cellular component: endoplasmic reticulum; membrane. Gene Ontology annotation, biological process: carbohydrate metabolic process; N-glycan processing. NCBI's taxonomy places the organism in Eukaryota, Metazoa, Arthropoda, Insecta, Blattodea, Kalotermitidae. The transcript is spliced from 11 exons. Gene Ontology annotation, molecular function: calcium ion binding; mannosyl-oligosaccharide 1,2-alpha-mannosidase activity. The coding region runs from base 219 to 2054 and encodes 611 amino acids. The record is from RefSeq and is a predicted model, not a curated record.